This is a messenger RNA of Aspergillus novofumigatus IBT 16806, 475 nucleotides long. RefSeq lists its product as uncharacterized. The record is from RefSeq and is a predicted model, not a curated record. The transcript has a single exon. Lineage: Eukaryota; Fungi; Ascomycota; Eurotiomycetes; Eurotiales; Aspergillaceae. The coding region runs from base 110 to 439 and encodes 109 amino acids.
AUGAUCCUACAGAAGCCCUUAAAAGUAACACCUCGGUAAUGACACCCUCGGGGUGGUCUAUGAAGAGCACAACGUGUAUCUCGGCCAUCUCGGCCACUACUGCUGAACCAUGGCGCGAGAUGAUGGAUCUCAUGUAAACAAUGACCGUCCGAGUAUUGUACCUGCAGGAGGCACACGUGAGCCCAUUUAUGCAUAUGUCUCCGAAGUAUCAUACGCCUGUAGUCAUGCGAGUACGAUUUUCGAAGGUGCCGCCGUGUUCCGGCGACGAAGUAUUAUUUGCGCUGUUUCGACUUCAGAUGUUUUAAUGCCAGAGUUUUCGCUAAGAACAUCCAUGCUUGACAGACUACUCGCCUUUGGAAGUGAAGCUACGCUGUCAUACGUCCUAUGUAUGUACCUCUCUCAGCUCUAUCUUAUAUAUAGUACUUUCCUUGGAUCUUAGUAGCAUAACAAGCUGGCAGACUCCCUUGCGCAUAAA